UUUGAGGGAAUGAUGGGAAGGAUGAUUCUGUUUUUGGCCUUGUUCGCAGUUACUUUGGCAUCGGAAGGACACGAACAGAUUAACUACGAUGAGCAAAAUCACUGGGGCGAUAUUUGCAUCACCGGAGAACACCAAUCUCCUAUUGAUGUCCCUCUCCCUUCAUCAAAAGUAAAAGUGUCAGCAGAAACACCCUUCUUACAGCUUCCAAUGAAAAAUUUUAAGAUGACGAAUUUGAACAACGCGAACACAGUAAAAUACUCCGUAAAUCCCGAUCAAACCGUCGCCCAAGUACCUUGGAUGGAAAACCGAGAGGUAACCCUCAUGCAGCUCCAUCUUCACUGGGGGGACUCAGCUGCUCGAGGAUCUGAACACUUGAUAGGAGGAAAAGCUUUCGCUGCGGAGGCACAUCUUGUAACCAGCUACACUGAUUCUGAUGGGAGUACAAAGUACAUGGUCUUCGCUCGAGUGUUUAAGGCGGGAAAAGCAAACGCACUAGUCGAACUGAUGAUAGAGGGGGCUAAGAAGGAGAAUGAGGACAGGAAAAUAGACUCCUUCGACCUGAGCGCUCUCUACCCAGCAAACUCAGACAUCUGGAAGACAUACAUGGGUGGACUGACAACACCUCCAUGCAGCGAGGUAGUUCACUGGGUCAUUGUAAGGAAACCCCUGACUAUAUCCAAACGUCAGCUGAAGCAGCUGAGGAAGAUGUCACUUGGACACGGAGACAUGCCUGCUAUGACACGUAACUGGAGAGAAAUCCAGCCACUCAACGGACGAGAAUCUACCAAAUACCACAGAGGGUAGUUGGAUUCAGCUUGCAAAGAUCAUUUUGGAUGGAACUUCAUAGAUAAAUGUUAUAUUUUUUAGGAUGGAUUAUAAAACUUUUUUAACAAAUAUUGUCCAGCAGCCGCUGCUGUUUUACUUUUAGGAUAGUUUCUUGUUAUUUUGAUGACAAUAAUUAGUGGAUGUAGAGUAGUUUUAAGUUUUAAGCUCCUCCUGUUUCAGGGGUACCCCAUUACAAACAAUGUUAGGAAAAUUACUUUGGAUUCUGAUAAAAGGCAUUUUUAGAACAAUUUAAAUUAACGGUUCUCCAUCUAAGCUUGGAUUCUAAGAUUUAAAAGAACUUGAAAAUUUUCAUUUGUGCUUAUUUUGAUACAAUUUUGAGCUGUCCGAUGUUGUAAAAUAUUGAACCUCUAAAUUAAAAUACAGAAAAUCUGAAUUU
Molecule: messenger RNA, 1222 nt
Organism: Bolinopsis microptera
Lineage: Eukaryota; Metazoa; Ctenophora; Tentaculata; Lobata; Bolinopsidae
Product: carbonic anhydrase 2-like
Exons: 7
Coding region: 10-804 (264 amino acids)
Molecular function (GO): carbonate dehydratase activity; zinc ion binding
Source: RefSeq, a predicted model, not a curated record